GAUAGCAAACCUGUGCAAACAGUGCGAAGUUACCGGGAGAAACUGCAGCAGGCCAUCGGGGAAUCCGGUUAUCAGAAGAAAGGCAGGUUUCCCUAUCAACUAACAGUAUUAGCGGGAUAAGAUGGGCAAGAAGAACAGGAAACAGCAGACGGAGACGGUGGCCGCUGUCAUCGAUGAACCUCCGGCACUCAUUGAUCCGGUGGAGCACUAUCCCCAGGAGGAGGACACCAGUACUGAGGUUUUCCUCUGGCUGCUGGCCUACAGUGUCCUCAUGUUCACGCUGCCCUUCUUGGGCUUCUACGGCGUGCGCAGUUGGCUGCAGGAGUCGUUUCCCCAUCUGGACGUCUUUGCGGUCAACUGUUGGUCUGUUCUCACAGCGGUUUUGGUCGUAAAUCUGGUGGUGGCCAUGUAUGUGCUAAAGGCUUUCCGCGAGAAGCCGCCACCACCUUUGGAGCAGGUCCAGCAGGAUGAGGAUGAAGACUUUGAAGCGUUAGAGCCCAAGAAGGAGCAGUAACUCAAUAGACCACAAGCUCCACUUGUAAACCACUUAAGGAUGAAGUUAUCCAAAAAAGACAAUUUUAAAACUUUCUAAUCUUGAAAACAACCCAAUUCCCAAUCUUCUUAUAGCUUUGGCACAGCAAAGAAGCCAUCUGUAAAAUCCUUAAAGGUUCAGUAACUCUUUACUGCCCAAAAUAAAUUUAACUUUGACACACUUUUAAA
Drosophila rhopaloa is the source of this 720-nucleotide messenger RNA. RefSeq lists its product as uncharacterized. Gene Ontology annotation, biological process: vacuolar proton-transporting V-type ATPase complex assembly. Lineage: Eukaryota; Metazoa; Arthropoda; Insecta; Diptera; Drosophilidae. The transcript has a single exon. Gene Ontology annotation, cellular component: endoplasmic reticulum membrane. The record is from RefSeq and is a predicted model, not a curated record. Bases 122 to 514 code for a protein of 130 amino acids.